AUGUCUACCAAUGCGACGCAUGAAUUUCCCUCUCUAGUGGGUGGUGUUCCACUUCCCGUCGAUUUCGCGCCCUCGAUUCUUUUUGCAUGCCUUUACGCUGUCAUGUUGCCGGUAGUCUUCUGGCGCAUCAUUCAUCCUCGCUCUCGUAGUGCUGCUCUCGCCGGUACCACGUUUUUCAGCAUUGAGCGAGUUGUGGCUUAUGCACUCCGCGCCAAGGCCUCCCACGAUCUCGGAUCUCGAAUGAGCAAGGGCCUCGAGACCUACUUACAAGUGACAUACGCCGGCGGUUUCAUAACCAUCGGCCAAGAUUUGGCCAAUGUGACCCGCUCGCUGCUCGUGGCGUACACACUCGGCGGCGACAUGCUGGCAAAGCACAAGCUUACGCCCCAGAUCCCGAAAUGCGGUAGCAGCUUCGAGAUGCAGGAACCGUUCGCCACACUCCCGGAAGGCCGUUUCGACACUGGAGGCCAGGGGGACCCUGCGAUCACCGACCAUCCGCGGACGCGGUACUGGAUCCGGCAGAUGUCCGGGAUCUGGGCACUCUUGUUCUUAGUGACCAUCAUCCUCAGCGCCAUCGCUGGCGCGGACUACAAGGAGGCCAUAGCCACGGGCGCGGACGCGGCAUUGGUUCGAUGGCUUCGAUAUGUUAGCGCAGGGUUAGCGAUUAUCCUACUACACGGCGUGGGAGGCCUUGCGGUCUGGGCAUACUUCUACAUGCCCCGCGUCCCGCGGAGCUCAGUCGUGUGGAUUGUCCUCGUCGCCAGUCUCCUUUCGGUUGUCGGGAUCUACCGCGUCGAUACGAUGUUCCACAACACGACGUCGCUGACCUCUACUGCGCCCGGCUCGCUAACCUCUAAUCUCUCCAAGGCAGGCUUCUACGUCUUCCACGUCGCGCCGGAAUUCCUCGCAGUCGCAAUCCUUAUGUCGCUCAACACUCGUCGCGUGUUUGCUACGGGCAUGUGGGGCGACUGGCGGAUAAGCGACCCGAAGCCGCAGAACAAUUCCCCAAGCAAUACGUCUUCCACGUCGCGCCUGAAUUCGCUGCCGCAAUUCUUAUGGCGCUUGCCCCUCGUCGGGUUUUUGCUGCGUACAUGUAGGGCGACUCCGUAA
Molecule: messenger RNA, 1110 nt
Organism: Dichomitus squalens LYAD-421 SS1
Lineage: Eukaryota; Fungi; Basidiomycota; Agaricomycetes; Polyporales; Polyporaceae
Exons: 4
Coding region: 1-1110 (369 amino acids)
Source: RefSeq, a predicted model, not a curated record